AUGGUCAACACCAUCUCUGUCGACUGUGUCAACCUUACAGCAUACACGCCGGCCGAGACGACAGAGCUUGUCUCUCGGGCCGGGGUGAAAAAAGGGAACACGCCCCCCCACAAAAUCUUCCUCUCUGCAUUUUCAGCAGGUUGCCUCUUGAGUUUCGGCUGCGCUGUCUCGCUCACCGUGCUCUCGUCGCCGUGGUACCAAGAAAAUGCACCCGGCCUGAUCAAGAUCGUAGGGGCGUUAGUCUUCCCUGUUGGUCUGGUGAUGGUCGCACUGACAGGUGCUGAUCUGUUCACCGCCACGACUAUGUUCACAACUGUGGCUGCACUCCACCGCCGUUUACCGGUUUGGAAGAUGCUCCUUCAUUGGACUCUAUGCUUCUUAGGAAACCUCGCCGGUAGUCUGUUUCUGAUGAGUGUGGUCUUUGGAUAUGGAGGGAUCUUCAAUGCCUCUCCGUAUAAAGAGGAGGUGAUUGCGUUUGCCACAAAGAAACAAGUAGCUCCUCAGUGGCAUGAGAUCUUCUUGAGAGCCAUAGGCUGCAACUGGCUCGUUUGUUUGGCAUUGUUCCUUGGUACACAGGCCAAGGAUCUUGGCUCCAAGGUGAUCGGCCUGUGGUUACCAAUCUUCAGUUUCGUUGCCCUAGGAUUGGAUCACGUUAUUGCAAACAUGUUCUUCAUUCCUCUGGGGAUCUGGCUUCACACACCCGGGCUCACUGUCGGUCUAUAUAUCUGGAAAGGUAAGGUCCCCGUUCCCCUCCCUACAUUCUCGGUUACUUCCCCACUUGGUGGCUUAAACUUCAAGCUAAUGAACCUCAAGGUAUCAUUCCUGCAACUCUGGGUAACAUUCUAG
Molecule: messenger RNA, 846 nt
Organism: Thyridium curvatum
Lineage: Eukaryota; Fungi; Ascomycota; Sordariomycetes; Thyridiales; Thyridiaceae
Exons: 3
Coding region: 1-846 (281 amino acids)
Biological process (GO): transmembrane transport; nitrite transport
Cellular component (GO): membrane
Molecular function (GO): high-affinity secondary active nitrite transmembrane transporter activity
Source: RefSeq, a predicted model, not a curated record